This is a messenger RNA of Gasterosteus aculeatus aculeatus (three-spined stickleback), 1080 nucleotides long. RefSeq names its product transmembrane protein 177 (gene tmem177). The record is from RefSeq and is a predicted model, not a curated record. NCBI's taxonomy places the organism in Eukaryota, Metazoa, Chordata, Actinopteri, Perciformes, Gasterosteidae. Gene Ontology annotation, cellular component: membrane.
UGCUAUAUCGUUAACAAAUACCCCCAUAUGGCGUCUAACUACCUCAAGUAUGCAGUGCUGCUUCAGAAGUACAGGACGCCGCUGCUUGUUGCGAGCUGCGGCGGGGUCUUUGCGGCCAACAUGUUCUACCAUGCUUGCCCCGACAUCUCCUACCGUCAGCUCUAUCAGGCCUGGUCCAAAGGAGAACCGGUCGCGCUGUCCGAAAAGCUGGAGGACGUUUUCCAGCAGGUGCUGAAGGACUACGGAAUCCACUCACCCAAGAACUUCUCCGCCUUCGCCUCCUUUGGGUUUCAUCCGGUUGGUGCCGGUGUCCCUUGGCUCCCCGCCGGAGCCCAAAUCGGCAUCCCAGCAAACUUCAACAGCACGCCCGACGACACGAGCGGGAUCACCAACCGCACCAUCUACAUCAACGGCAAAAUGGUGGACUGGAGCAGCGACAGCGGCGCGGCUCUGCAGCAGAGCCUGGUGUUCUCCCGCGAUGCGCAGAGGUUUGCCGUAGCACGAGAGGUGGCCCGCUUGCAGUCUGGAGGACCCGUGUUGAGUGCUGCCGUCGCCCCGCUCUGCCUGGGUGGCGUUUGGGUGUACAGCGUACUGAUGAAGCAGCUGUUUGGCCUCCACGGCGGCCCUCCGCUGCUUCGCGGCGCCGUGAACGUUGUGGCGCUGGGCGUGGGGGCGGUGUCCUACUUCCUCUCCUCGGAUGCCGUCAGCCAGUGGGUCGACUGUAACUCAGACCGGCGAGCGGCGGGAGUGUCCCGGGAUUACGCCAAAGGAGGGGUGGAGUUUUACGAUAAGAUUCUGUCCCGAAACAAGACGCUGCGUUCCCUGAUGGGGCAGAAGGGAGAAGAGAUGUACGCCCUGAGCGGGAACCUGUUUCCUGCUCACAUCUUUCAGCUGAAGCACACGCCGUACACAUCCAGGAGGGACGGGAUCCUCACUCUGCUGAGAGAGGAAAAGGCUUAAAAAGUCCCCUGAUUGCAUCUGAUGAGCUUUUUUAGAUUUAAACGUCAUGUUUAUUUGAAUACCUAAUGGGGGAAAAAAAUAAACAUUUCUGAAACCUGUUUCAGAACAAGUGAUAAAAUA